Drosophila miranda is the source of this 1458-nucleotide messenger RNA. RefSeq names its product spondin-1-like. Gene Ontology annotation, biological process: cell adhesion. The coding region runs from base 1 to 1437 and encodes 478 amino acids. Gene Ontology annotation, cellular component: extracellular matrix. The record is from RefSeq and is a predicted model, not a curated record. The transcript has 4 exons. NCBI's taxonomy places the organism in Eukaryota, Metazoa, Arthropoda, Insecta, Diptera, Drosophilidae.
AUGUGGGUAGCUCCGGAGUCCGGAUUUGGCUGCGUAGCACUCUCCGCCAUAGUUUACGAGGGUCCGCAUGCGUGGUAUGCAGAUGACGGCAAACUGUCAGCGGAAGUGGUUGCGGUCCUCAAGGUAACUAUAAUCAAUUGUACUGGUCCCUUUGCAGUUUGUCUUCGAGGGCAUCCGAAGGACUAUCUAUUUGCCAUCUGGUUGACCCACUUUUCGGACGUGAUUGGGGCCUCGCACGAGUCCAACUUCUCAUUUUGGGGCGAGAAUCACAUUGCGACUGCCGGUUUUCGCUCAUUGGCCGAAUGGGGAUCGCCAGCAGCUCUGGAGACGGAGCUUCGAGCCAACGGGCCCAAGCUGCGUACGUUGAUCAAAGCCGCAGGCCUCUGGUAUCCUAAUGUAAACGAGAACACCUCCUCCAAGUUCCGCGUGGAUCGGAAGCAUCCCAAGGUGUCUAUGGUGUCGAUGUUUGGUCCCUCCCCGGACUGGGUUGUGGGCAUCAGUGGCGUCGACCUUUGCACUGACGACUGCAGCUGGAAGGAGUCUCUGGACUUCGAUUUGUAUCCCUGGGAUGCUGGCACUGACAGUGGGAUCACUUACAUGUCGCCCAAUUCAGAAACACAGCCCCCGGUACGGAUGUACCGCAUCACGACAAUGUACCCAGAAGAUCCCCGUGCUCCUUUCUACAACCCGCAGAGCCGCGAGAUGACGCCACUGGCCAAGUUGCAUCUGCGCAGAGAGAAGAUUGUCUCGCGUAACUGCGAUGAAGAGUUCCUGCAAGCGCUCCAGCUGGAGGUGUCGGACGAUGCUGAGGAGCAGGACACUCGCGCUGAGUGCCGUGUUAACGACUAUUCCACGUGGAGCCCAUGCUCUGUGACCUGUGGCAAGGGCAUCCGAAUGCGCAGUCGGCAGUAUGUCUACCCCCAGCAGGCGGAGCAGACCAAGUGCAGUCGCCAAUUGGUUUCCAAGGAGAUGUGUGUGGCUGCGGUGGCCGAGUGCGCCGACGGCUCAUCCCCCAGCCGCGACCGAGACGAGGAUGAGGGCGAGAACCUGGCCAACUCACAGUCACUGGUCAACGACAAUGGCGAGGGAGCCGGUCUCUGCAAGACAUCGCCCUGGAGCGUAUGGUCCGAGUGUUCUGCCAGCUGCGGAAUCGGAAUCACCAUGCAGACUCGCACCUUUGUCAACCAUCUGGGUCGCAAGCGCUGUCCGCACAUCACCAUCGUGGAGAAGAACAAGUGCAUGCGGCCAUACUGCACCUACGAGCAAGUGGAGCUGCCCGAUCCGACUUGUCCCACCACACAGUGGAGUGAUUGGAGCCCGUGCUCAGCCACCUGUGGUCGCGGCGUGACCAUCCGCACCCGUCUCUUGUUGCUGGAGAACGGACCCGAGAAGGAGAACUGCACGCAGCGAAUGGAGCUGCAUCAACAGAAGGAGUGACUCUGGUCCUUGCCGCGGCAG